Molecule: messenger RNA, 7097 nt
Organism: Paecilomyces variotii
Lineage: Eukaryota; Fungi; Ascomycota; Eurotiomycetes; Eurotiales; Thermoascaceae
Product: P-loop containing nucleoside triphosphate hydrolase protein
Exons: 6
Coding region: 1-6975 (2324 amino acids)
Molecular function (GO): helicase activity; ATP hydrolysis activity; ATP binding
Source: RefSeq, a predicted model, not a curated record
AUGUCUGCCAUCAACACACGGUCGGAUCGUCUGACCAAGUAUCUUUGGGAGAUCAUCAAAGGAAAGAAAGCAGUCCAGAAUGCCAAUGACUUCAAGAGAUUCGUUGAAGCAAUUUUGGACCAGCAUGACCGCACUGUUACUGUUGAGCGUCUCAUGGCGAGCCCAAGCGCUUUGACUGCCCUUCACAGGGGCUUACGAUCUAACACGACGGCCGAAUUCAUCAACCAAUACACGGCUAAAUUAAUACAUUACUUUAGUGACCCGGGAAUCAAAAGCUUGUGUAACGGACAGUUUCUUGAAAAGCUGCUCAUCCUUAUCCUCGAACCGCGCACUCUCUGGAAUGCUUGGAUGGAAUCGUUUGCAUCUCGAUCACUGGACGACGACGCGAUUUACACGUUGACAUGGAUGAUGACAGAAUUGCUUUCUCUGCCAAACUCGAGUGGAGUGGAUAUCAUUGCAGAUGCGCAAGCAAUGGUGAAUGAUGGGUCCUUGCUUCGCUCUUCCUCUUUAGAGCUGCGCAACCUCGGGCAGAAACUCAAACACUUCCUGCAAGUGAAAUCUUCGGGAAGUACAAUCGAUGCGUCUGCAUUCACAGCAGGCGGUCGUCAUGAUAACGAUUUCCCCGAUUUCCGAAAUAUCGCGAUUUUUCCAACUUCAGACGAGUUCCAAUGUACAGAGAAGUCGUUCUUUCGCCGUGCCGAUGACAUCGAGGAACUUCCACCAGACCAGCGGGUGGCCGCCUACCUUGACAAUCAGUUUCGCCUUUCGAGGGAGGAUAUGCUUUCCGAACUACGUGAGGAUGUCCACAUCGCAAACGGGAGGAAAAAGGGACGAAGAUCUACCUUCCGCCUGAGGCAGCUGUCUGUUGCUCAGCUCUCCUGCGGCAGAGACAGUGAAAGAAGACUUCAUACUUGCUGUCUGGGGGUGAGAUAUAAGUCGGGUCUCGAGACAUUCACCAACCUUCCGGAAAAAGAACGUAAAAGAUACCUGAUGGAAAACCGGAACUUCAUGAAACACCAAGCUUUCGGGUGUUUGAUCCGGGGUGCUGAAAUCGUGGCGUUUGCAACGAUCGAGAGAGACAUUGACGCUCUGCUUGCUAAGAAACCGAUAGUCAUGCUCAGGAUUGCUGGAGACGAAGCCUUUAAGAAAACGUUAUUGUACCUCAAGUUAUACAGAGAUGUGGAUUUCAUACUUGUGGAAACGCCAAUGUUCGCCUACGAACCCGUCUUGAACUGCCUCCAACAGGCAGUGGAUAUCCCCUUGACAGAGGAAUUAUUCCUCUAUGAGAAGAACCAGCCAGCAAGAGAAUCGGGAUUGGUUCCUCUCGAUGUGGUCAAAAAUAUCGAGCAAAACGGAAAUGGUAAUAUCCAGAGCAUCCUGAGGACCCCCAAACCGGUGAAACUAGACCCUUCGCAGCUCGAGUCACUGGUUGCAGGACUGACUCAGAAAGUCAGUCUUAUACAAGGCCCCCCAGGCACUGGAAAAUCAUUCAUCGGCGCCCUUCUGGCGAAAGCUCUCCACGACCACACGAGCGAAAAGAUACUUGUCAUGUGUUAUACGAAUCAUGCUCUUGAUCAGUUUCUGGAAGACUUUUUAGAUAUCGGUAUCGACCGUUCAACCAUAGUCAGGAUCGGUUCCAAGUCUACGCCACGGACGCAGCAGUUCAGUCUGUCCGAACAGCGGUCAUCAUACAGAAGGCCACAAGAAUCGUGGAAUCUCAUCAAUAAAUUAAGGAGCGACGCAGAUACACUUAAAGACGUGGACUUGGAUGCGUCAUUUACGGCUUACCUCAACCUGGCUAUCACUCCACAUCUUGUCAUGGAUUAUCUGGAAUUCGAGGAACCGGAAAUUUACGAUGCCCUUGUUGUCCCAGAGGACAAGGAUAGCAUGACUAUUGUCGGUAAGAAAGGACAUGCAGUUGGGAACGAUUAUCUCUACACACGAUGGAUCCAGGGUCUGGAUGCUGGAGUGUUCAAAGACCGACUUCCAGAAUCCAGCCGCAGCGUUUGGGAGAUGAGAAAGGAAGCAAGGAAUGAGAAAUACAAGUCUUGGGAGCUUUUCUUGCUUGAUGAACAUGUCACGACUGUGAAGAACCAUGCUGCCCAGUUUAAUAAAUGCUGCAAGCAGUUAGACAGCAUCUGGGGGGAGAAAGACAGAGAGAUCCUAAGAUCCAAGCGCAUCAUCGGCUGCACAACUACGGCAGCGGCUAAAUAUUCAGAAGACAUUCGCAAUAUCUCACCCGGGAUCGUUCUCCUUGAAGAAUCAGGCGAAAUCCUCGAAUCACAUGUUCUCACAGCAUUGGCUCCAGACACAAAGCAGUUGGUGCUGAUCGGAGAUCAUCUGCAGCUCCGGCCGAAGAUCAACGAGUACGCAUUGAGUAUCGAGAAAGGGGACGGAUACAAUCUUAACGUUUCCACUUUUGAGAGACUAAUACAUGCUGGGUACCCACAUACGACAUUGCUCAAACAGCACCGAAUGUGCCCGGAAAUCUCAGCACUUCUUCGACGUCUCAUGUACCCGAACCUGGAAGACGACCCCAAGACAAUGAACCGACCCAAACCGCGAGGACUGCAGGAUCGCGUUGUCUUCUUCCAGCAUGAGCAUCCCGAAGUCAAUUUUGGGGAGAUACUCGAUAAACGGGAUGAAGGAUCUAAACAAAGCAAGAAGAAUAUUUUUGAAGCAGAGAUUGUAUUGCAGAUCGUGAAAUAUCUCGGCCAACAAGGGUAUGGAACCGACAAGCUAGUUGUCUUAACUCCUUAUCUAGGACAACUGCAUCUCCUCCGAGAGAUGCUAAGUAAACACAAUGACCCCGUCCUGAAUGACCUUGAUUCUUAUGAUCUAGUCAAGGCAGGUCUUCUGUCUCAAGCCGGAGCAAACCAUUCAAAGCGCCAGAUUAAGCUAUCGACAAUAGAUAAUUAUCAAGGCGAAGAAUGCGAGAUUGUGAUCGCUUCUCUAACCCGCAGUAAUGAUAAAGGCGACAUCGGAUUCAUGGCAGCCCCUCAACGUUUGAAUGUCUUGCUAUCACGAGCAAGGGACGUUCUAAUCAUGGUGGGAAAUGCGAACACAUUCACCUCAAAUCGGAGGGGACAAAAGUUCUGGAGACCUUUCUUGGAUCAGUUGAAGUCCAACGGGCAUCUCUACGAUGGACUGCCCGUCAAAUGUGAACAACAUCCUCAGAAAACAGCGAUUCUGAAAACGAAAGAUGAUUUUGAAACUGAAUGUCCAGAUGGUGGUUGUCCUUCACCAUGCGGUGUCAAGCUGCGGUGUGGGAUUCACGAAUGUCCGUCCAAAUGUCAUCAGCUAGUCGACCACUCUAAGAUGAUUUGCACGAGGAUUGUCGAGUGGACUUGUUCGCGUGGCCAUCGCAGUUCCCAGGCUUGUUCCCAAGUCAAAGGAGCUUGUCGGUUUUGUAAUGAAGAAGAUCGGGCGAAAGAACGCAAACGCCAACGGGACCUCGAGCUUGAUGCGGAGAGAGAGCGAAGACAAAGAGAAUAUACCCGUCAACUUGCUGAAGCCCAAGAUGAAAUCGCCCAUUUGCAGCGCAUACAACGGGACCGAUCUGAGGAAGCUGAGAGGACCAGAAUCCUCCGCGAACACUGGGAUCAAGUAGGCGAGCUGAAGAACCCCCCGAAAAGGCAAGGUGCAGUUGUUCAGAAGAGAACUUCGACCACCGUGGAUGAAAAGGAUACCAUGACAACAAGUCCCAAACCAACUACCGAGAAACAGGUUCCCCCAAAGAAUGGAGGAGUUGUAGAUCGAAAAGACAAUACUACGCCAAAGAAAUCACCUGCAAAGGAUGAUUGGGAAUACCAGAAACAGUUUCUCAAUGCUCAAAGUAAAGAAAUCGACAGGUUGAUGGAUAUGAUCGGUCUCGAAUCUAUCAAGGAGAAAUUUCUGUCUAUCAAGGCGAAAGUGGACGUAUGCUUCAGGCAGAACGUUGAUAUGAGCACAGAGAGGUUUGGAUCUGUUUUGCUUGGGAAUCCAGGUACAGGAAAGACAACAGUGGCACGACUCUAUGCUCGAUUUCUAGCCUCCGUAGGGAUUAUCCCAGGCAAAAAGUUCGUCGAGACGACAGGCUCAAGGCUGGCAAACGAGGGCGUCUCUGGAUGCCAGCAGACUCUCGAAAACAUUCUGAAUAGCGGUGGCGGGGCAUUGUUCAUUGACGAAGCGUAUCAGCUUGUACAGGGAAACAGCGCUGGAGGAAGCCAAGUGUUAGAUUUCCUCCUUGCGGAAGUGGAAAACCUCACGGGGAAAAUUGUGUUCAUUCUUGCGGGAUAUCAACGGCCGAUGGAGAAAUUCUUCUCCCAUAACCCAGGUUUGCCCAGUCGGUUUCCUCAUGAGCUGAAGUUCCCUGACUACGACGACGAGGAGUUAUUGGAAAUCUUUGGGUAUAGCAUCAACAAGUGCUAUAAAAAUCAAAUGAAAGUUGAAGAUGGGCUGAGAGGCCUCUACAGUCGCAUCGUCGCACGCCGUAUUGGACGAGGUCGUGGCCGCGAGGGAUUUGCCAAUGCAAGAGCGAUUGAAAAUUCUAGGUCCAGAAUUGCGGAGCGGCAGUCAGAGAGACUCAAACGCGAAAGACGAAACGGGGGCAGUCAACUAGAUGACUUUUUGUUGACUAAGGAGGAUCUCAUCGGGCCAGAGCCAUCUCAGGCCCUGGAGAAUUCGUCUGCAUGGCAGAAACUGAAAAGCAUGAUUGGUCUGGACUCAGUGAAGCAAACUAUCCAGUCACUUCUGGACAGUAUUCAAUAUAAUUAUCAUCGUGAAUUACAAGAACUGCCGCCAGUCGAAUUUACGUUGAACAAGGUCUUCCUGGGAUCACCUGGAACAGGUAAAACGACGGUUGCGAAACUGUACGGUCAAAUUCUGGUUGACAUUGGUAUGCUGUCGAACGGUGAAGUGGUGGUGAAGAACCCAUCAGACUUUGUUGGUAGUGUGAUCGGAGAGUCCGAGAAGAACACGAAAGGCAUACUUGCUUCUACCAUAGGUAAAGUAUUGGUCAUUGAUGAAGCCUAUGGGCUUUUCGGAGGAUCUACUUCAGAUGGCACUGGGCCGAAAAGCGACAUAUUCCGAAGCGCUGUGGUAGACACCAUCGUGGCCGAGGUACAAAGCACGCCUGGCGAAGACCGAUGUGUUCUACUUUUGGGUUACCAGGAUCAAAUGCAGCAGAUGUUUCAAAACGUCAACCCGGGCCUCAGUCGCCGGUUCCCACUCGAUCAGGCGUUUGUAUUUCAGGACUUUACCCAGCAGGAGUUGGAUCAGAUCCUUACCCUGAAACUAAAGGAGCAAGGGUUCAGUGUCACCGACCUUGGUCGGAAAGUGGCAUUGGAGAUGUUAGAAAGAGCACGCAACAGACCUAACUUUGGAAAUGCAGGCGAGGUGGACAUCAUACUCAACUCUGCAAAAAUGAGGCAUCAGAGACGGCUCUCAUCUAAUCAACAUGCCCUCGGUUCGUUCUCGUCUACUCUGGAUGCCGUGGACUUUGAUGAAGACUUCGAUCGUGGCGAGCGAGAUGACAGGAGCGUGAGAAAGCUAUUUGAGGGGGUGGUCGGAUGUGAAGAGAUCAUUGCCAAGUUAGAGGGUUACAGGAAAAUAGUCAAGACGAUGAAACAGUUAGACUGUGAUCCGCGCAAGGAAGUUCCAUUUAACUUUCUUUUUCGUGGUCCUCCAGGUACCGGGAAAACGAGCACAGCAAGAAAAAUGGGACAAAUAUACUAUGAUAUGGGUCUAUUAGCUUCAGCAGAGGUCGUUGAAGUCUCGACUACGGACUUGGUUGGACAAUACGUAGGACAAACUGGUCCGAAGACACAACAAACGCUUGAACGUGCACUUGGUAAAGUCCUGUUCGUUGACGAGGCGUAUCGCCUUGCCGACGGGCCAUUUGGGCAAGAGGCCAUGGAUGAAAUCGUGGACCGUAUCACGAAGCCCCAAUUCGCGCAAAGACUAAUAAUCAUCCUCGCCGGUUAUGAUGCGGAUAUCAACCGCUUGAUGUCGAUGAAUUCAGGACUUACGAGCCGUUUCCCAGAGUCAUUUCAGUUUAACGCCUUACCUUCUUCCGAUUGUAUCACCCUCCUCACUUCGUUGUUCCAGAAGCGGAAACGUGACAUUCUAAAGAACGCGAAUGUGGAUUUCGACCUUGGUAUCCUCGAAUGUCCAAGCAAUGACUUUCAUGAGGAUCUAUGUGAGCGUUUCGAUCUGCUGUCCACUAUUGCCAGCUGGGCAAACGCACGUGACGUUGAUACCCUUGCCAACGAUAUUUUCAGAAAGAUUCUCCAAGAUGUCAAGGGAAGAAGUCUUGUAUUGACAGAAACAACCGUGCUUCAAAGUCUGGACCAGAUGGCGAACGAACGCUUGAAGAGAGAAGGGUGUCUACCGACACACCAUCUGCCUUGGCAGGAUUUGAAGAUGGCUUCGAUGGGACCCCCUGCUGACGUCAAUAGUCAGAGCUCAUCCAACGCAAAAAUAGCAACAAGCGAUAAAUCUGAUGUUAAGACACAUUCACCCGGUACCCACUCGCCUACGGACAACGAACCGCGAGACAACGGCGUCACAGAUGAAAUAUGGAAUCAACUCCAACAAGACAAGGCCGCUGCUCAGGUUAGAGAGAAAGAAUAUUUGGAUUUGCAAGAGGACGAGAAAACCCAAGAGAAGGCUCAUCAGAAAGCCAAGGAAGACGAGGACAAUAUCAUUAGAGAAAUGGAGGAUGCACGACAAAGAGCAGACGAUGAGGCUAGGGUCCGCCAUGAACAAGCUCGACUGCAGCGUGAGCUAGAACGACGCAAACGGGAAGAAGAACUAGACAAAAUCCGCAAAAUGAAAGAGCAAAUGGAACAAGAGCGCCGCAGAGAGCAAAAGGCUCAGGAGAAAUUGCGGAAAAUGGGCGUCUGUGUUGCGGGUUUCUGUUGGAUAAAACAGAGUGGCGGUUAUCGCUGUGCUGGUGGCAGUCACUGGGUGUCGGAUGCACAGGUUGCUUGUUGACGCGGGCUUCGGUACAUCCAUCCCUGGGAGACGGAAUAACUCUACUAGCUAGAAACUUUACUAUCAUCAUAAUAGAUCAGUAUUGAAAUACAGGAUAUCAUGAUAUAGUAUAGGUCUCGGUA